CCUCCCAUUACAACCUCAUGCGAACACUAGGGACACAGACACACAACUCUCUCUCGCUCCCCACAUAACUGCUGUAAUUUGUUUUGUUUUCUGUGUUUUUCAGCUCAAACUGUAAAAUAUGGCAGAAGAAGAGACUGGUAUUUAUGUCAACCAGGAACAGUUCAGCUGUCCCAUCUGCAUGGACCUUCUGCGAGACCCCGUGACCAUUCCUUGUGGACACAACUACUGCUUGGACUGCAUUAAACGCUUCUGGGAACAAAAGAACCAGAGGAAAGUCUGCAGCUGUCCAGAGUGUAGACAGACCUUCUCCCCGAGACCCACUCUCAACAAAAACACACUUUUCGCUGAAGUUGUUGAGAAGUUGAGACAUACUGGAAUCCGUUCCCAAGCCAUGCCUGGUGAUAAGAUCAAUGAAGGCAUUUCAAAAGAAAAGCAGGAACUCAUCGUGUAUUGUGAGCAAGAGCUAAAGCAAUCCCAGAGAAGAUGCCAGCAAAUAAUAAGGGAGCGAGAGGAAGAGCUGCAUCUUCUGAAUCAAACCGUUGUCUUUCUCAGGAGCUCUGCCCAGUCAGCAGUGAAGGAAACAGAGAGGAUCUUCAGUGAGAUGAUUCAGUCUAUCGAGUCCUUGUGUUCUGAGCUGACAGAGAUGAUAAAUGUAAAGGAGCAAAUGGAAUUAGACGAGGCGCACGGCUUUAUGGAGAAACUGGAGCAGGAGAUCGUAGAGAUGAAGAGAAGAGAUGCCGAAUAUGACCAGCUUUCACACCUUGAUGAUAAGAGUCAGUUUCUAAAGAGUUACGAGUCACUGCGUGGUCUGCCACGGUUGGAGAUUCCUCCUGCAGUUCUGGUCAAUCCGGACUUUUCUUUUGAGAUGGUGUCGAGAAAAUUGACAGAUCUGAGUGGUGAUAUUAAAGAUCUGUGCCAGAAAAAAUCAGAGAAAUUAGCUAAGAAAGUACAAAACCUCAAAUUUAUUCCCACCCCUGAGCCCAAGGUCAGAGAGCAGUUUUUGGAAUAUUCAGGUCCCCUGACUCUAGACCUUAACACAGCUCACAGAAACCUCAGCGUUUGCACAGAGAGCGGAGAGGUGACAUUCAGCAGAACAGCUCUGUCUGUUCCUGACCACCCAGAGAGAUUUGAUAUCUAUCACCAAGUCCUGUGCAGGGAGAGCGUAUCUGGCCGCUGUUACUUCGAGGCCGAGUGGAGCGGCAAAGGUCCUGUGCAAAUAGCAGUGUGCUAUGAGGAGAUCAGCAGAAAAGGAAUAAGUGGCUUAUGUGCAUUUGGACACAAUUUCCAGUCCUGGAGUUUGGUGUGCUCUGAUGACUCUUAUGCAUUGUGGCACAGUGAAAAAGAGACCAGGAUUUCCAAAAUGCAAGCGUCUCGUAGGAUUGGCGUUUAUGUUGAUUUCCACGCUGGGAUUUUGGCAUUUUACAGCAUCACGGACACAAUGAGUUUAAUCCACAGAAUCCAAGUUACAUUUAGCCAGCCACUGUAUCCUGGCUUCAGGAUUACCACUGGGUCAAGUUUGAAACUUUGCUAUCCACUUUAA
Molecule: messenger RNA, 1540 nt
Organism: Triplophysa rosa
Lineage: Eukaryota; Metazoa; Chordata; Actinopteri; Cypriniformes; Nemacheilidae
Gene: ftr85
Product: finTRIM family, member 85
Exons: 6
Coding region: 119-1540 (473 amino acids)
Molecular function (GO): protein binding
Source: RefSeq, a predicted model, not a curated record